AUGUGGCCACCGUGGCUGAGCUCGCCGAGCCGCGUCCGCACCACGCCGCCACCAUCUCCGUCGCCGUCGCAUUCCGGAGCUCGCUCCCUCAGCUUUUCCUGCUCCUCAUUCAAAGACAUCCAGAAACUCCUCCAAGAAGAAGAACAACUCGAACGCGGAAGCAGGCUCGCUCCUUCACCUAGAUCCUCUUCACUCUUCCGCAGAAUCCGCAUCUCCACCUCCGUCCUCCGAGCGUUUGGCUCACGCGCUUCCCUUCCGCCGCCGCCACCACAGGCUACAUUGCCUCCUGGCCUUGACCGUGGCGUCGUCAUCUACUUCACCAGCCUCCGCGUCGUUCGCCGCACCUUCGACGACUGCCGCGCCGUCAGAUCGAUCCUCCGGAACUUCCGCGUCGCAGUCGACGAGCGCGACGUCUCUAUCGACGACAGGUUCCGCGACGAGCUCAACUCCAUCCUCGGCCGCAAGACCGCGACGCUGCCUAGGAUUUUCAUCGGCGGCGAGUACGUCGGCGGAGCUGACGACGUCCGGCAGCUCCAUGAGAGUGGCGAUCUGCAGCGGCUGAUUGAACGGUUGCCGAAGUCAAAUCAGAUCAACAGUUGCUGCGAUCGGUGCGGCGGUUUCAGAUUCGUGGUGUGCGAGGAGUGUAGCGGUAGCCACAAGAUCUUUGCAGAGAAGAGCGGCCGGUUCAGGAACUGUUUAUCGUGCAACGCCAACGGCUUGAUUAGGUGCCCCACAUGCUUCUUCGUGCACCCGCGCCACACCAAAUAA
Arachis stenosperma is the source of this 768-nucleotide messenger RNA. RefSeq lists its product as uncharacterized. The transcript has a single exon. Bases 1 to 768 code for a protein of 255 amino acids. NCBI's taxonomy places the organism in Eukaryota, Viridiplantae, Streptophyta, Magnoliopsida, Fabales, Fabaceae. The record is from RefSeq and is a predicted model, not a curated record.